AUGUCUCAGACAUCUGAGGAAGAGUCUCUAUUCAACUUCCGGCAGCAACAGAAGCUGGCACUCUGUGAAGCAGCACUGAGCAAAGGCAACCCCAUCAUCCAUGCAGGGAAAAAGAGACGAGGUCAUCCUGGCCAACCAGAUCCAGAUGCAGAAGUAGUUGCAUUCUCACCCAAGACAUUAUUGGCAACAAACAGAUAUAUAUGUGAAGUCUGCCAUAAGGGUUUCCAGAGAGACCAAAACCUUCAACUCCAUAGGAGGUGUCACAACUUACCAUGGAAGCUCAAGCAGACAAGCGGCACCGACGCUAAGAAGAAGGUGUAUAUUUGCCCUGAAGCCACCUGCCCUCACCAUGAUGCAACCCGUGCUUUGGGUGAUCUAACAGGGAUAAAGAAGCACUACUCAAGGAAGCAUGGCGAGAAGAAAUGGAAGUGUGAAAGAUGCUCUAAGAAAUAUGCAGUCCAAUCGGACUGGAGAGCACACACGAAGAUAUGUGGCACCAAGGAGUACCGCUGUGAUUGCGGAACAAUAUUCUCAAGAAAGGACAGCUUCAUCACACAUCGAGCCUUCUGUGAUGCAUUAACUGAAGAUAACUCCAGAAUCAACCAAAGCCUUGCUGCCAUGGUGGGAAGUUUGCACGGCCAACAGCAGUGCAUCUUUCCGCACACGAUACCUGGUGCAGACUCUUCCCCAACUGAUGCAGCCGGAAACUUCUCUGGUAAUGACCAGAGUUCAGACGACCAUCUGGGGUCUUUAUCACCUUAUACUUUCAUCCGAAGGUCCACUUCAUUGUUCUCCAACCAGAUGAUAUUACCACACGAUUCUGGCACUCUAGCAGAUGGGAGUGAACCAAGCUCUCCUUACAUGUCCAUGAGCUCUCCAUACAUGUCAGCCACAGCCCUGCUACAGAAAGCAGCAGAGAUGGGAGCAAAGACCAGUGAAGAUCCUACCACGCCAUUGCUUCUGAAAGGUUUCCCGAACUAUUUCACCACCAAAGGUCACAUUGGAAUAUCUUCUGGCAUCCUAGGGACCCCAAUAGCUAAUAGUGAUAGAAAGAAGACUGCUGAAGACAACAGCUCCUACAUGAACUCAACAUGGACUGGUAGCUGCAUGAGACCUCCUAAUGCAGUGCCUUGGAUCGGACUACCACCAUUUUCCAUGGGGGCAGAAAAUAGAAGCUCUAUCAUGGUUGACGCGGAUCAUAUGCAGCAAAAUGCGCAUGAGACCAUUUUUGGGGUUAGAGAUGUGGGACUAACGCAAGACUUUCUAGGUUUAGGAGGCCAUGGUAAUGCCGAGAUGCACGAUGACACCUACAAUGGGGAAAUGGCAUUAAGCUAUUCAAAUGAGCAGCAGAAAUCUGAGCAAGAUAUCUACUCCUACCAUCAGUAGUCUCAUGAAUCUAUAGACCCAUUUGGGAUUCAUAAGCACAAUAGUUUACUUACAACAAAUAGUUUCAGCUUAUGUUAUCGACUGAAGUUCCUUCAAUAACAUGUACUACGAUAUAAACCUUUAUUAUUUAAGUCAAAAUAUGGCUAGAAGAUGAUUUCAUGAAAUUCUGAAAACUGAGCUGAAACAAAACUGACACGGCCAGUGUGGCUUUACAGAAAUCUGGUAUUGCAUUCAAUAAGAAUAAAGUUCAGUGCAAAAUUAUAAUUGUGGAUGCUGGAAUAAAGAGUGCAGAACAUGUAUUUGACUGAACAAUAAUUAAUAACCAGAGUCUGGAAUGUUAUGACUUCAAUGACAAGCGACAUGUGAGCAACAAAAAACAGAGCUGCUUCUCAAAUGAGAAAGCAACAGAAUACAUUUUUAUCUGCUUCAGUAAAAUACAUGCCUCAAAUGACAAUGCUCACAGCAUACUGGAUCCGGAAGCAGCAAAACGCUGCCAUCUUCAACAGAGAGGCUCAAUGUCACUCACCA
Messenger RNA from Aegilops tauschii subsp. strangulata, 1914 nucleotides. Its product is annotated as protein indeterminate-domain 7-like. Gene Ontology annotation, molecular function: DNA-binding transcription factor activity. The record is from RefSeq and is a predicted model, not a curated record. Gene Ontology annotation, cellular component: nucleus. NCBI's taxonomy places the organism in Eukaryota, Viridiplantae, Streptophyta, Magnoliopsida, Poales, Poaceae.